Molecule: messenger RNA, 2606 nt
Organism: Chelonoidis abingdonii (Abingdon island giant tortoise)
Lineage: Eukaryota; Metazoa; Chordata; Testudines; Testudinidae
Gene: PLAGL1
Product: PLAG1 like zinc finger 1
Biological process (GO): regulation of gene expression
Cellular component (GO): nucleus
Molecular function (GO): protein binding
Source: RefSeq, a predicted model, not a curated record
CUCCAUGGACCACUCUUCAGGGUUAAAGACAGAGUUAUUCCCAGUCGAGCCCGCCUUACCCUACCUCACUACCUCACUUUGCGAGUGCUGGAGUUGCGAGCUGGGAACCAACAGAUCCUUGGAGUGUUUGCUAAGAAAGUUAUACAGAAGAGAACACAAUUUGGUCCUUAUGUUGGGAAACUAUCUACAACACGUACCCGCUAUGAUGACAACAGGCUAGUUCUACAGGUAUUGAAAGAUGGCAGAAAGUACUUUCUGGAUGCUCCCAAUGAAGACUGUGGUAACUGGAUGAUGUUUGUCCGACUUGCCCGGAACCAGGAAGAACAGACCCUUGUAGCCUAUCAGUACGCUGGAGAAGUCUACUUCACAACUGUUAAGCCAAUUGAACCCCACACAGAAUUAAAAGUGUGGUAUGCUGCAGAUUACGCCAAGUUUAUGGAAGCUUCUGCAGUUGUCAUCAAAGAAGAAUCUGAUAUCUGUGCUUUAUCACCAGUUUUAACAACAAGACAGUGUGCCGAUGCCUGGAUAUGCUCCAAUUGUAGUAACGUUUUUGGGACUUUAGCUCUGCUGGAAUCUCACCAAUGCAUCAGUAAAGACAAAGCACUUCUCACCAGCUUCAGACCAGCAAAUAAAUUAGAACCUCUAAAAGCAAAGGGCAAAACCAAAGGCAAACUGAGUGAAACUGGCAUGGGUGCAAGCAUUGUCCAGUGCUAUGGGGCCAUUUCCUGUUCCUCUAGUGCAAAGUCUACCUGUGCCAGCUCAGGAAGUGUUUGCAGUUCCAUUGUGAGACUUGUGCCUUCAUGGAGAAAUGGUCAGUCUUCACUACUAAAGGAAAGAGAAGUGAAGCAGCCAGACAGUUAUCACUGCCGACUCUGCGAGAAGAUAUUUGUUUCUGUUGAAAAGCUCACAGCCCACACUUAUGCCCACACAGGAGAGCGUCCCUACAGGUGUUCCCAGCAGGGAUGCACGAAAGCUUUCAUUUCCAAAUACAAACUGAUAAGGCACUCGGCCACCCACUCUCCACAGAAAUCUCACCGAUGUGGUUACUGUGAAAAGACCUUCCACAGAAAGGACCAUCUGAAAAAUCACCUUCAGACUCACGACCCCAACAAAAUGGCCUUCAAGUGUGAAGAGUGUGGCAAGAAGUACAACACCAAGCUGGGUUACAAACGACACCUGGCUCUUCAUGCAGCCACUAGUGGUGACCUUACCUGCAGGGUGUGUUCCCAAGAGUUUGGAGGCACUGAAGUGUUGUUAGAACACCUCAAAACUCAUGCAGGGAAACCAGGCAGCAGCACCAAGGAAAAGAAACAUAAGUGUGACCAUUGUGAACACUAUUUCUAUACACGCAAAGAUGUGCGACGUCACAUGGUGGUUCACACAGGCUGCAAGGACUUCUUGUGCCAGUUUUGUGCCCAGAGAUUUGGGCGCAAGGACCACUUGACUCGCCACAUGAAGAAAACACAUCCACAAGAGCUGCUGAAGGGCAGGUUGCAGAAUGGUGACUUGCUGGGUCUCUUUGCCCCUUUCUCUCCAUUCAGACUGAAGGAAGAUGCCAGUAUCCUGUCCUCUUUUCCUGAGGGGGCUUCUAGGCAGCAUGGGCUUCCGAACACAUUAGAAGCAGAAGAGUACAGCAGCCCACAUAUUCACUGUCAACAAAGCCUCCCGUCUACUCAUCCCUUUGAACCUCCUCAUUUGCUAAGGAUGAGCUGUGUAGAUAGUCUUUCAGCCACUCAUUCUAAACCAUCUCCACCAUCGAUUCCUACCAACCAGAAUCUUCAUCGGCACAACAAAUAUGAACUGAGUACUACCUCACUUGCACCAACAUCCCUCAAAAACCUACCCAUGGAAGUGGAUGUUAAAGCUCAUAAUGUGAAUUUACUCGAGGACCUGUCUUUACCAGAACCUCACAAAGUCAAUCUGGAAGAAGCUUCCUUGGGGGCUGCAGGUGAUGCUGGCAAGUACAUAUUGCACAAGGAGACUGUGACAACAGUUGAAUCUAUUAGCAUGCCCUCCAUGGAUCUUACUCAUAUACUGGGUUUCUGGCAGUUCCCUCAGAGUGAUAACCAGAACAACAGUGGAGACAUCACAAUGGCAUUUGGUCAGGAGGAAGCACCACACAGGCUGAGCUGCCUCAGUCAACAGCAAGGUGCACAGCUAGCUCUGGGUGGAGUGGCCCUAAACCAGCUUCAGCAUGUGCCCCAUUCUUUUCCAUCUAGUACAAAUUCUGUAACAUUGCCUCAUUUUCACCAUGCAUUCAGAUAACUACCACCUUUUUUAGGGCUCCUUUUCAUGCCCAGAUUUGCAAAGGAUGAAAGCCCUAAAGCAUCUCGAACUUUUAAAAAGGACAUUAUAAACAUUGUAGAAUGUUCCAGGAAGUAACAGAAUGAAUAGAUGUAUUUUAUAUAAUACUUACUAGUUUCGUAGCAUAUGACACUUGCAACAAUGCCAUAUUUUCCCCUCAAUACCCUCCAUGUUUUUACAGUUAAACCAAAUAGUUGAACUAGUGUUCUUCAGUGGAAAUACAAAUGUAUCUAUAACAGGCACAAAACAUGAUGGCUGCUAUGGGGGUGAGGGUGGGAAACAUAUAUUUUUAAAUGAGCCAU